UAGAGCUUCUUCAUGGCGCCAAGCUUAACCACCCUCCAAGAAAAUGGACUCUUCAAACCGUUACCACCCUCCAUAAAACUCGAAGCCUCAACCUUCUCAGUCAACGACCACCCCAUCCUCACCGAAGUCCCACCAAACAUAGUUGCCGCCACUGUAUCACCGCCACAAGAUUCAACCACCACCAAGAACACCGCAACAGGAUGCUUCGUGGGGUUCAAUGCCGACGAGCCACUCUCCCGGCACGUUGUUUCCCUUGGUAAGCUCAGAGGAAUCCGGUUCAUGAGCAUAUUCCGGUUCAAACUCUGGUGGAGCACCCACUGGACCGGCUCCAACGGUACCCAAGUAGAGCACGAGACUCAAAUUAUGAUACUCGAGAACAGUUAUUUAAUUGUUAUAUCAGGUGAGAGCGGCGGGCGACCCUAUGUCCUCCUCUUGCCGCUUAUCGAAGGAGCUUUCCGGGCUUCCCUGCAGCCCGGUCUUGACGACUUCAUCGACGUCUGCAUGGAGAGUGGAUCCACACGCGUGGCGGAGUCGACAUUCAAAGCGUGCCUCUACAUGCACGCCAACAACGACCCCUACACUCUGGUCCACGAAGCCAUGAAGGUCAUCCGCCUCCACCUUGGAAUCUUCAAGCUUUUAGAAGAGAAGACCCCGCCGGCAAUCAUCGACAGGUUCGGGUGGUGCACGUGGGACGCGUUCUACCUGGAGGUGCACCCUCAGGGCGUCCGCCAAGGCAUCAAAACCCUCGCGGACGGAGGGUGCCCUCCCGGUCUAGUCAUCAUUGAUGACGGAUGGCAAACGUUUUGCCGUGACGAUGAGGCGGUAACCGACGGAGGGAGCUUGAAUUGUAGGAUACCGGGAGAGCAGAUGCUGAAUAGGCUGAUAAGGUUCCAAGAGAACUGCAAGUUUAGGGAGUACGAGUGUUGUAAGGGGAAGGGGAUGGGUGCGUUUGUGAGGGAGUUGAAGGAGGAGUUUGCAGCGCUGGAGAAUGUGUAUGUGUGGCAUGCGUUUUGUGGGUACUGGGGUGGGAUAAGGCCCAAGGUGGAGGCGAUGCCGGAGACAGAGAUGGUGGCCGCGAGGCUGUCGAAGGGAGCGGAGAUGCUGAUGACGGACUUGGCGGUGGAGAAGAUACUAGAGAACGGUGUGGGAGUUGUAGCGCCGCAUGAGGCUCACAACUUGUAUGAAGGGCUUCACUCGCAUCUUCAGUCGGUGGGGAUUGACGGUGUCAAGAUUGAUGUCACACAUGUUCUAGAGAUGCUAUCAGAGGAUUAUGGUGGUCGUGUUGAACUCGCCAAACCAUACUACAAAGCACUCACUGAUUCUAUUAAGAAACAUUUCAAGGGCAAUGGUGUCAUUUCCAGCAUGCAGCAGUGUAACGAUUUCAUGUUCCUUGGCACAGAAACCAUAUCACUUGGACGAGUUGGUGAUGAUUUUUGGUGUACGGACCCGGCCGGAGAUCCGAACGGAACAUAUUGGCUACAAGGAUGUCACAUGGUGCAUUGUGCAUACAACAGCUUGUGGAUGGGGAAUAUCAUUCACCCGGAUUGGGACAUGUUCCAAUCUGAUCACGCCUGCGCCGAGUUUCACGCCGCCUCUCGAGCCAUCUCCGGUGGACCGGUUUAUGUGAGUGACUCUGUUGGAAAACACAACUUCAAGUUGCUUAAGAAGUUGGUUCUCUUGGAUGGCUCCAUUUUACGGUGUGAACACUAUGCACUUCCUACUAGGGAUUGCUUAUUUGAAAAUCCUUUACAUGAUGGUAAAACAAUGCUCAAAAUUUGGAACCUCAACAAGUAUACAGGGGUUUUGGGUCUGUUCAAUUGCCAAGGUGGAGGGUGGUGUCCUGCGAGUAGAAGAAACAAGAGUUUUUUAGAUUGUUCACACUCCGUUACUUGCAUUGCAAGUCCCAAAGACAUUGAAUGGAGCAAAGGAAAGAACCUUAUUUGCACCAGAGGAGUUGAUUCAUUUGCAGUGUACAUGGUGAAAGACCAAAAGUUGAGGCUAGUGAAGUAUGAUGAGAGCAUUGAGGUUUCGCUGGAGCCUUUUGCUUUCGAGCUCAUGACGGUUUCUCCGGUGAUGUUUCUACCAAGAUCAUCAAUUCAGUUUGCACCAUUUGGAUUGGUGAACAUGCUCAACUCUGGAGGCUCAAUUCAAUCCUUGGAGUUCCAUGAACAUGAUAAAUUAGUUAGAAUUGGGGUGAGAGGCCAUGGUCAGAUGGCCGUAUUCGCGGCAGAGAAGCCGGUAGAUUGUAAGAUUGAUGGACAACCUGUGGAGUUUGAUUACAAUUAUGACGAUAACAUGGUUAAGCUCCAAGUUCCAUGGCCUAGUUCUUCGAGGUUGUCCAUAGUCGAGUAUUUUUUUUGAACCGAUUAAUUAAGGUCUGAAUGCUUGAGAAUGCAUA
Molecule: messenger RNA, 2398 nt
Organism: Arachis stenosperma
Lineage: Eukaryota; Viridiplantae; Streptophyta; Magnoliopsida; Fabales; Fabaceae
Product: galactinol--sucrose galactosyltransferase-like
Exons: 5
Coding region: 13-2361 (782 amino acids)
Molecular function (GO): galactinol-sucrose galactosyltransferase activity
Source: RefSeq, a predicted model, not a curated record